Molecule: messenger RNA, 318 nt
Organism: Microbotryum saponariae
Lineage: Eukaryota; Fungi; Basidiomycota; Microbotryomycetes; Microbotryales; Microbotryaceae
Source: the annotation of a GenBank genome assembly
AUGAGCACUUCGAGGAACUACCCCUACACAGAGGAUGCGUACGCCACCCUCCCCGGCGGGUCCAGCAAUCGUUCCGACAGCAGCCCCACAUCGACACCGCCGUCUUCACUCCUCAGUUACGCACUCACACGCCCCACUUCGGAUCCACCAACCCGUUUAGCUCUCCUCGCUCAUCCAUGGGCUCGUCUGGGAGGAAGCAAGGAUGAUCAUGUCGUCGUUGGGGUGACGAGCGCUCUGGUCAAGGAAGGGUAUGCGGUCUGUCGGUAUGAUGCAAGAGGCGCCGGAGGCAGUGUAGGUGUGGGGGCUACUUGGACGUGA